Molecule: messenger RNA, 5029 nt
Organism: Thrips palmi
Lineage: Eukaryota; Metazoa; Arthropoda; Insecta; Thysanoptera; Thripidae
Product: protein groucho-like
Exons: 18
Coding region: 634-2844 (736 amino acids)
Biological process (GO): regulation of DNA-templated transcription; negative regulation of canonical Wnt signaling pathway
Cellular component (GO): transcription regulator complex; nucleus
Molecular function (GO): transcription corepressor activity; protein binding
Source: RefSeq, a predicted model, not a curated record
CCAAGCCGAGUGGCGACGUGCGAGUUCCGAUCCGAGUCGGGCUGCUUGGCUUGAUGGGAAGGGAAUCUGUCAUUUUCGGAAAACGGAACGGAGAGGGAACGAAGCAGCAAUUCGAGGAACGUAACGAUCGGUUUUAAAAUAGUGGCGGCCUAUUUUGGAACAGCACGUGCACCGCAAUGCGUCAGUGCGGACGAGGACGAGUUUCUGGCGCCAAGAUUGGUUUGGCCCCGCUCGGGACAAUGGACGGUUGGCGCUGCUAGUGCCGAAAGGUGGCGUUUUUGUGAAAUCCCAAUCCGACCCGACAUCCGAGUGUGGUACGGUUUACGAUUGAACGGCCGAGGCCGAGGACGAGGACGAGGAAGCGCACGGGCGGACUCGGGUUCGGGUCUGUCGGAGUGUUGGUGUCAAGGCGGUUGUUGUGGUGAAUCAUGAAACAGUGUUGUGAAAAUAUGAGCCCGAGGAUAUCGUCGCUAGUGCCAUGAAGCGUCCCCAGGUCGGAUAGGGAUAAACAGGAACGGAAGAUCGGCUUGUGUGCGACUGUGGAUGUGAAGGAAGAGAAGCCAGAAGCAUCCUGCGGCCCAGCGAGGGCGAAACAUGUGUAGUUGAUGUGCUAGUUUAUUUGUGACAGCCAAUAUGUAUCCUGCACCCGCCAGACACCCGACUGCGGCGGGUCCGCAGCCGGGGCAGCUCAAGUUCACGGUGGCGGACACGUGCGAGCGGAUCAAGGAGGAGUUCAACUUUCUGCAGCAGCAAUACCACCAGCUCAAGAUGGAGUGCGAGAAGCUGGCGGGAGAGAAGACUGAAGUACAGCGGCACUACGUCAUGUACUACGAGAUGUCCUACGGCCUUAACGUGGAGAUGCACAAACAGACUGAGAUUGCCAAACGAUUAAAUGCUAUAAUUGCACAAGUCCUCCCAUUCCUAGCUCAAGAGCAUCAGCAACAAGUGGCAACAGCUGUGGAACGAGCCAAACAAGUUACUAUUUCAGAGCUAAAUGCUAUCAUAGGGCAACAACAGCAGCAAGGACUUCAGCAACUUUUGCAACAGAUCCACGCCCAGCAGCUGCCUCACGGGGCCCACGGUGCCCAUGGGGGCCCAGCACCGGGUCUACCCUUGGGACCGCACCCUGGCCUUGGUCCUGGCGGCCUUCUGUUUGGCGGUGCAUUGGGCGCAGGAGCUCCCCCCCACUCCCUCCUUAAGCCUGAUCUCCAUGGAAGAGAACCGACAGACCUUGCCACUAAAGGUCCUAGCUCUUUACCAGAUGACAGACUGGUACGUAAUAGGACAUCUGUGUCACCCGGCCAAAGGGACAAAUAUCGCACUCGAACUCCAGAAGCUAGUGAUACCAAGCGAAGGAGAGAGGACAAAUUAAGUCACCAUGAAAGUGAAGGAGAGAAAAGUGACGCUGAUGCUGAUCCAGAUUUAGUAGUGGAUGUGGCAAAUGAGGACCCAACAUCACCCCAUGCAAAUGGAGCUCAUGCUUCAGAUGUCCGAGAAAACGGAGACAAAAACUCCGCGAGUAGUAGAGAUCGAGAACGAGAUCGAGAGAGAGAAAGGGAUCGGCCGCCGAGCAGGAGUGGUUCCAGCUCGAGCCGCAGCACACCCUCUCUCAAAAGUAAAGAUGCGGACAAGCCCCCUACCCCACACCCCACGCCUAGCGGUGUGGGAUCCAAGGGCCUGCACCCUCCCUUCUCCCCAGCGCCGGCCCUAGCAGCAGGUGCUCCCAGUCCGUACAGUACCCCAUCGCCAUCCCCAUAUGCUGCCCGGCCGGGCGCUCCAGGCCUGCUCGGCUUUGACGCACAUCCUGGUGUUCGAGGCCCUCCAUUGGGGCCAAACGGCUUGGGCAUUCCUGGUGGUAAACCAGCUUACUCAUUUCAUAUGAAUGGAGACGGCCAACUUCAACCAGUGCCCUUCCCGAAUGAUGCUUUGACGGGACCUGGAAUUCCACGCCAUGCCCGACAAAUAAAUACCUUAGCCCAUGGUGAGGUGGUUUGUGCGGUUACCAUCAGUAAUCCAACCAAAUAUGUCUACACUGGCGGUAAAGGAUGUGUGAAAGUUUGGGACAUAAGUCAGCCAGGCAACAACACUCCUGUUAGCCAGCUGGAUUGUCUGCAAAGGGAUAACUACAUUAGAUCCGUAAAGCUUCUACCGGAUGCUCGUACACUUAUUGUGGGUGGUGAGGCUAGCAACUUAAGCAUUUGGGACCUUGCAUCACCCACUCCCAGAAUAAAGGCUGAACUCACCUCAACUGCUCCUGCUUGUUAUGCCCUUGCCAUCAGUCCUGAUUCCAAGGUGUGCUUCAGUUGUUGUUCUGAUGGCAACAUUGCUGUCUGGGACCUUCACAACCAGAGCUUAAUCCGGCAAUUCCAGGGGCACACAGAUGGUGCGUCUUGUAUUGAUAUUUCAUCAGAGGGCACAAAAUUAUGGACGGGUGGUUUGGAUAACACAGUCCGUUCAUGGGAUUUGCGUGAAGGGCGACAAUUACAGCAGCACGACUUCAACUCACAAAUAUUCUCCCUUGGCUACUGUCCAACAAGUGAUUGGUUAGCCGUUGGAAUGGAGAAUUCAAAUGUAGAAGUUUUGCAUGCUGUCAAGGCUGACAAAUACCAAUUGCAUCUCCAUGAAUCGUGUGUUCUAUCACUUAAGUUUGCUGCAUGUGGGAAGUGGUUUGUGUCUACUGGCAAAGACAACCUCCUCAAUGCAUGGCGAACACCAUAUGGUGCUUCAAUAUUCCAGUCAAAAGAGUCGUCAUCAGUACUCAGCUGUGACAUUUCUGGUGACGAUAAGUAUAUAGUGACUGGAUCUGGCGACAAGAAGGCUACUGUGUAUGAAGUUAUGUACUGAAGAAGCUUCUCUGCAACGGAAGUUCACUGCUCUAUGACGUUGCAUCUGAGAAAGUGGUGUCAGUGGAACGUGUGACCUGGACCAGCACCCAUGGACCUCAAUCAUCUUAAAAGCAUCAUUCAUGCAGAUAGACACUAAUCACAUCAAGCCUGUGCGUCUGGUGGUAUGAAAGAAGUGUGUUUAAGACUUUCUGUCUCACAUGAAAAAUGUAUUUUUUUUGUGAGUUACGUAUUAUUUACUUGACUUAAAAAGCUAGGAAGAAUUUCUAUCUUGAUGUACAGUAAAUUAGAUAAGUAGUGCAGUUUUAAGGACAAUUUGUGUGAGCUGUUGUUUUACUUAAAUUGUGUGAUUAUGGAAUGCAUCUUGUGUUCCUGCUAAGGUUUUUACAAAUGCAACCUUAAAUUUUGGACUAAGGAUAUGCUGUAAAUAAAUUUCCUUGUCCUUUUGAAAUGGUAUCCAUUUUGUAGCCAAAAGUCUCUUGUGGAGUUUUAGAUUAAUUUUUUAAUGGAUUUUUCAAUGCAGUAGAUGUGUGAUACAUGUUGACCAUUUUUCUGUCAUCUACAAUAUGCUUCUCAGCAGGAAAGCUGGCAGGUACCAGCUGCCACAAUUAAUUAUUUAUACUGUCUGGUUCUCCAAGAACCCGCAGUAACAACCUGCAAGUCAAUUUUUAUUGACUUUUGUUUAACUAACAGAGUUUUAUGGAUCAUCAAUGUGACAAGCUGCAAGCGUGCUCUCUAGGUAUACUUGUGAUAGCUAGGUCCUGCUUAUUUACAUUGAACAAUUGGUCUUAAAUAGCCUACCGGUGACUUUGAUUCAGUAUUUAUUGCUGUAUCUAAGCCUUAUUGAGAAUAGUAUGAAAAUCACAUUCUGUGAUGUUUGUUCAUCUAUUCCGUUCCUUGCUCUGAAAGCACAUCUCAUAUGAUCUGAAUGUCAGUAUUACCAGUAGAUAACAAUGCUUUGUUUGAGGGCUUAGUGAUCCAAAAAAAUUGUUGAGUGGUGUGGUACUUCUGUUAGAUUGUUUUGUAGUCUCUGGAUUUGGUUUAAUUACCUUAGUGUCCUUUAACACUUUCAUACUGAACACUGUCUUAUGUCCCAAUAAUGUGCAAUAGAUCUUACGGGUCUCACAGGGUUUAGAUCCUUUCCCCCACCCCCACUUCUCCCCUUCCAACAGUUCUAAACAUUUAAUUUACUUUUCUCCCUCAAUAUUUGCUUUGACUUCAGCCAAUUUUUCAUUUUAUUUAUCAGAUAAGAAAUGGAGAUGGGCAACAAGCUCUGACAUUAAUGGUCAAAAUAUUUUUCUGGACUGCAAUAUCUUACUGCUCUAAAUUAGAGUCAGUUGUAUAGAAAUGACCUUUUGGGUAAAAGCUUUUCUUUCUUUUCCAAUUAAUAGCCUCUACUGCAUAUUAAACCCAACAGUUUGUCUUAAAUGUUUUUAAAGUUGGUGUGCUGCAUGCCAAUUUAUCUAAUAUAUUUCUUUUGAAUAUUUUGAUCAUUAAGAUGACACAUUCUUUUUUUAUGCAGACUUCUUUUUUUGUUUUUCAUGCAUCAUCACAUUUUACCUUUAUUUGUGAUAUUUUGUGACAGAUGUGUUCCUACUACUUAAAGAGCGUUAGUCAUUGAUUUGUUCUUGCUACUGAGGUGUGAAAGUACAAAAGUCCUUGUAAUGGGAACACAUUUGUGUGGCCUACAUAUCAGAAUGAUCAAUAACAUAAGCGGCUUCCACAAUUUCUUUUUGAAUUUGUUCUAAUCUUGAGAAAAGUAUAAGAAGUGCGUAUGUGAUACAAUAAGGUUCAAAUGUAGAAAAGCGCACAGGUGUCCUAGUGUGCACCAAUAGUGUUGCGAGUGUAUGUAAGUGUGUGUGUGUGUGUGUGUGUGUGUGAAUGAAUGAAUGCAUGCAUGCAGAUAUGUGAUCAGUGAGAUUGUUGAAUUGUUUCUGCUGUUAAAUGGGUAUGUGCAUUGGAUCCUUGAUUUAGUAUUAGAAUUAGUGUACUUCCAAUGUUCUUCCUGCCUACAGUGCAGGAAUACACAACAAACUUGCAAAUAGUGUAAUGUGAAGAGUUUUAUAGCAACUGUUGCUCUGUUGUGUAAUUUAUUGUGAAGAAGAUUUCUCUCCAUAUUAUGUUCAACACCAGACUGUUGAUGCAAAGGUUUUCUGAAGGAAAAUAUUAUAUUUUGUCUCAUAUUG